CAUAAGAGAAUUCUUCCUAACCUCAAUUUUAACAUAAUCUUGUCCGCUCGCAAAAUAAAAACCGUGGGAUGGUGUCUUAACCAAAUUGAAAAUCGAUCGUCAAAGGUGUUAAAACGCUCGGUGUACCUUAAUGUAUGGCCUUUAAUUAGGAACGACACGAUGGAGGAAAAGACGGGCCGUCUCGAGGAAACUGGCGUCAACGAUGUCGACGUGGAGUCAAAAGCAAUGCUAAAGAAAAAAUUGCAAAUGAAGUCGGAAGCGCUCAUGUGGCUGAGCCAGGAGAUGGACGAGUGUAGGACACAACGGGAUCAGUUCAAGCUGAUGGCCGAGCAAGUUCAGGAAAGGUUUCUGUAUCUGAAGAAGCAGAUGUGCGAUAUGAAGGAAUUAAACAGGUGUUACAGUUUGGACGACGAUUUUAGAACCUUCGAUCUCCUGACAGAAGCACGAGAGCAAAACAAGUGCCUCAGGCUACAGGUCGAAACGUUGAGGCAGAAGCUAGGGGAUGCUGAGGAUGACAUCAAGGUGUUACGUGUGAAUAACAGUCGUAUACCAGUUGAACAGCAAGAAAUUCAAUUAGCGCCAGCCAUGCACCAAAGGGAAGAAAUGAUAGAACAGUUAGAGAAGCUAAAUUUAAAGUGUUCACAGUUGCAAACGGAUCUACAAAUGGUAUUAGAUGAGAAACACGAGCUGGAGAUGGAAAGGGAUGCCUUUAAAUGUAAGGCGCAUCGUUUGAAUCAUGAGCUGUCUAAAGCUUUAAGCGCUACCAAACCAGUUGAUUUGGAUGCCUUAAUAAAUGAAAAUAGAUAUCUGCAAGAAAGGUUGCAGCAAUUGCUCGAGGAGAAAGAAUUGACGCGACAAUCUCUGUCAAAGUACAAGAGUAUGUUGGACAGUAAAAGGGCAAAAGGGGCUAUCAAGUUGGGGGCAAAUUCUGCGGCUGGAACAGUGAUGACUCACAAACAAGUCGAACAACUUCUUCAAGAAAGUUCUUAUAUACCACCUCAGAAGUCUGCUGCUGCCGUUACAGAUCUACGGUGCCUUUGCACUGCCUUACUGGAGGCUUUAAAUGACAAAACUUUAGCUCUGGCGCAUCAGAAGAAAGCGAACAAAAUAUUAGCAUUGAGAAUUUGUGAAUUGGAUAGCGCUGUACAGUCACCAACCACGAAGCUCUUGGAGGGAUACACAAGCGCCAAUGUUGAUUUGAGAUGUGAUAGCGAUUUCAACGAUUUAGAUCCUACAACUAAUGGCGGUAUAGAUAAUAUCGAGGAAAACAAUAUCAUAACAAAUGAGAACAGCGUACAAUGUAACUCUUCGCCCGAAAGUCAAGUUAUGCAACAAUUACAGUCGAUACAAAUGAGUCUUCCAAAGAACUUGGGAGUAUUAGUUCAAAAGGCAUUAAAUAAUUUAAAGGAUAACGAUAAACAGAAGAUAUGAAAUUAAAAAUAUGUUACAGAGAAUACAUGUAUACUGUAUAUGUGCCUGCGUACAUAUAUAAUGUAUAUAUAGAAAGUAGGUUUAAAUAGGAUGGAGUAUUCUAAUGGACAGUAAUUAGUCGCUGCAUUGAUUUUU
Molecule: messenger RNA, 1566 nt
Organism: Vollenhovia emeryi
Lineage: Eukaryota; Metazoa; Arthropoda; Insecta; Hymenoptera; Formicidae
Product: coiled-coil domain-containing protein 149
Exons: 9
Coding region: 160-1431 (423 amino acids)
Source: RefSeq, a predicted model, not a curated record